UUAACCGCUGGAGUAACUUUUUAUGUUUUAGGAAUAGCCCGCUCUUCGGAAGUAGAAUUCACUAUAUGCUCGCGUUAUUUAAUAGAUAUCAGCACCUUAGAAACUGUUUCCUUGCCGGUUAUUGCAUUGCUGCCUUCGUCCGUAAUUGUAUGUUUUUCUAUUCUUGCAAUGAUGCACUAGUGGCAAGACGUCGCUUUAUCAACGCCCCCAAAGGCAGUGGCUUGCGGCAACACACCGGGAGCUCUCGCCGGCAUAUCGUGCUUCAUUCGACCUUCGACGACGAGAUACUCCAGCCAGAAAUAAACUUUCAAAAUGUUUUCGCUCAUUCGUGCUGAGACCAUGCUCUGAGGGUGGUCUGGAAGACGCCGGUGUUAUCGAAAAACAAGAAACAACCUUCUUAUUCACCUGGAAACCGUCCGAAAACUACCACCUCGUGAUUCCUGCCCUCGUCGGCGUGGCAGACCAUAUCUGCGUGCCUCCGCACUGAGGCCUGCGUAUACGGCUUCAUUCUGCGCGCCGCCUCCCAGGGCGCUGCGCAGAGCGGCAAUCGGACGGCAAGCUUUCCGCAGACGGCAAGCGGAAAAACAGUUUUUCCCGGUGACCUAUACGGCGCCUGCGCUUGUUAAUGGCCUGGAAGGGCGCAUACAGAGGACCAUCCCGGCACCGACUUCACUUCUGAGCAGCAGCUGCAACUGAAGAGGGCGUAUUCUAAGCAUCUGCUAUAUCUACUGCAGGAAUGUCAUUCCCACCGGCGCCGCUGCUGCAACAGCUGGCAGUCCUCCUGCUUGCGGCAACGGCAUCGACUGGUGCGGUGAUCUCUCCGCCCACCCUGGUGAAGCAACCAGCGCACGAGCAACUCUUUCAAGUGGCCCAAUACCCGGAUGAGACGGAGAGGCCCUUCGUCCUGGAGUGCGAGGCCACCGGAGAACCCGAGCCCACUUACAAAUGGACGAAGAACGGCGAAAGGUUCGACCACGUUUCGCAAGAUGACCGCAUUUCACAGCAGCCCCGCCGCGGCUCUCUCGUCUUCAGCAGCCCCAACGAUGCGGACGAAGGGCUGUACCAGUGCCUCGCCACCAACUCGCACGGCACGGCGGUGUCCAACGCCGUCUCACUUCGCAAGUCCGAGCUCGGGAAGUUCACCGAGGAGCCACUGAAAGAAGUGCGCGUCCGAGAGGGCGACCCGCUGACCCUGCGCUGCAGCCCUCCAACGGGAUACCCGCGGCCAAAGAUUUUCUGGCUUAUCCAGCACGCGAACGGGGCUCUUCGAACGCUCAAUUCAUCCCGCAUGACCGUGGAUCCCGAGGGUGCUUUGCACUUCUCGAACGUCGAGAUUGAAGACGCGAUACCAGAUGCCGUCUACGCCUGCAGCGCGACCUCACUCUUCCGACGCGAGUAUAGGCUGGGCAACAAGAUCCUGCUGAAGGUGGAGUCAAGGCCAGGAACUGGGAAACCAGGGCAAUCGCCCAUUAAGCAGUACGUGUCGCCCACCGAAAUCGUAGCACUGAGGGGCCGCCAGCUCGAACUUUACUGUAUAUAUAGUGGCACACCAGUGCCGCAGAUUUUGUGGAAGAAGCAGGGAGGGGAUCUGUCGUCGGAACGCGUAUCCUAUUCCAACCACGGUAGGACGCUGCAACUCCGCUCGAUAAGCUUCGAGGACGAAGGCACCUACGAGUGCGAAGCCAGCAACGGAGUAGGCGUGGUCCACACGCACGCCAUGCAAGUCAAGGUGGAGGCAGAACCAUUAUGGUUGCAAGCGCCGAACGACGCUAUCGCAGCUGAAGGAGGGAGCGCCACCUUCAAUUGUUCGGCAUUGGGCGUGCCGGAGCCCGAGCUGCGGUGGUUUAUGAACGGCGUACCCAUCGAGGUGACGGAGCGCAACAACCAUAUUAGACACGCUAUCGAUGGAUUAUCGCUCAUUAUCGAGCAGCUUACAAAGACUGACACAGCUGUCUACCAGUGCAAUGCCUCCAACGUCCACGGAUAUGCCUUUCGUAACUUCUUCCUCAACGUUGUCGAAAUUCCGCUCAUCGAAGAACCUCCUGAACCGCUGACGCUCGGUGUGGUGAUGUCGAAGGCGACGAUGCGGUGUCGUGUUUCAAAAGAUCCGCGACCCGAAGUGAAGUGGAUGAAAGAAUCGCAGGAGCUGACCGGAGACCGCUACCGCAUCCUCGACUCCGGAGACCUGCAGAUUGAUGGCCUCAGAUUCACGGAUCAAGGGGAAUACACGUGCUACGCCAGCCACAAAUCUCGUGUUGCUGCGGCCUCUGGAUCGCUAGAGGUCAAGCACAAGACGCGCAUUACCCAGCCACCACAAGGCUACGAGGUGGCCGCUGGCAAAGCCGCGACCUUCCGUUGCAACGCCGUAGCGGAUCCAAGUCUGAGGCUGUCUCUCGGAUGGUUGUUCAAUGACCAGCCUGUGGACCUUGAGACCGACCCACGCGUGGUUCAACUGAAUGACAACUCGCUGGUUAUCACACGAACCACCGAGCUCGACUCGGGUGUCUAUACUUGUGUGGCACGCACCGAAGUCGAUAGUGACCGCGCAAUGGCUACACUUAUUGUUCAGGAUGUUCCCAAUCCGCCACAGGUGCUUCAAGUCGAGUGCCACAAUCGUGAUGUUCUUCUGGAAUGGAAGCCCACCGGCGAUAACCGGGCCCCUAUUUUGCAAUAUUCCAUUCAAUAUAACACCUCCUUCAACCCUGACGUGUGGGAAGAUGCCUUUGUCCACAUACCUCCCAUUGAUAACAAGUUCAGGGUGUCCGUGUCUCCUUGGGCAAACUACUCCUUUCGUGUAGUCGCUCGCAACAAAGUCGGGACCUCACUGCCUUCACAAGCAUCAACGACAUGCACGACUCCUGAAGACGCACCGUACAAGAACCCCGAGCAUGUCAUGGGACGCGGGGAACGCUUCGACAACCUGGUCGUCACCUGGACACCCAUGCCCCCCAUAGAGCACAAUGCGCCGGGAUUCUUCUACAAGAUACUCUGGAGGCGCCACGACAUCCCCGGCGCCACGUGGAAUGAACGCAUCAUCGAGGACUGGAAGCAGAACCGACUCGUCGUCCCCGAUCAACCUACGUUCAAGCCAUACCGCAUCAAGGUUGAGGCCUACAACCGGCACGGCCAAGCAAUCACUGUCCCCAUGGAAGUCAUCGGAUAUUCGGGCGAGAAUGUGCCGUUGGCUGCGCCCCAUGACUUCAGUCUGACGGAAAUCAUCGGCCCCCGCACCGCCAAGUUUACUUGGAGCCCCGUGAGCUCCGAGUCUGUGCGGGGUCAAUUUCGCGGCUACAAAAUCCAAACGUGGACGCCCGUCGAGGGGAUGGAAAGGCUGCGGGAGAUGGUAAUUCCGGCCAACGAGAAUGCUGCCAUUGUCAGCCUGUUCCGGCCCUUUUCACACAACGUAGUCCGCAUCUUGGCGUUCAACAACAUGUACAACGGGCCGCCAUCGGACACCAUCGAGUUCACGACACCGGAGGACGUUCCGGGGCCAGUAGCUUCGUUCGAGGGCAUACCUAUUGGGUCAACAGCCGUGUACCUCACGUGGAAGCCGCCCUUGGAGCCCAACGGCUUACUUACGGGCUACCGCAUCUACUACGAAGAGGCACGCGGCAGCAUGCUGGGACCCAAGACCGAACGUCGGCCGCCUGUGAGCGACCCGCAGAAGUUGCGUGCCAAGCUCGCGGGUCUCAAGCCGCGCUCCAAAUACCGCAUCACUAUUCAAGCGUCGACGUAUGCGGGCCAAGGAAAGCCAUACUUCAUCGAGCUGAGAACACCGGAUGAGUCCGAGAACCUCCCUGACGCAGCCGACUUCAUCUGGGUCUACGUGCCAGACGACGAAGACCAACGCGCAAAUGUGCGGGUGACAUGGCUGCCGCCCGUGACCGGACACCCUGGCAGCGACUUCUACGUCCAGUACCGCCGCAAGGGUGACCAGGCGUGGGAGAACACUACGGUUGCGGAGAAUGAAGACAGCAUCCUGGUUAUGGGACUGGACAAACACGCCUUCUACGAAGUGCGCAUCGUUGUCAUCGAUGGCAAGUACCAGAAGCAUUCGCAGAUCGAGGAGGUGUGGACAGGAACUCUCGAUGUCCCCAAUCCUCCGGAGAUACUUCGCGUGGAAUGCGAAGCGGUCACGGCUCUCGUAGAGUGGACACCCCGAGGCGCCAACCAGGCGUCCAUCCUGUCGUACUCAGUCCAGUACAGUGCCACUCCGAACUCGUGGGAGGACAUCGCUCCGGAGAUUCCUGCGUCGGACACCAGUUUUCGGCUGGCGCUGAGUCCUGGGGCCAACUACACUUUCCGGGUGGUGGCUCGCAAUAAGGUCGGACCUUCGGCACCCUCUGAGCCAUCGGCGACGACGUGCGUGACCCCCGAAAGCGUGCCAUUCAAGAAUCCUGAUUCCGUCACAGGCCGGUGGAACGUUUUCGAUGACCUCGUCGUAUCUUGGAUGCCCAUGGCACCCAUCGAUCACAAUGCACCGGGAUUCUUCUACAGGGUGUCCUGGAAGCAGCACGACCUUCCCGAUGCCGCAUGGAGCUCGCAUGACGUCAAAGACUGGACGCAGGACAGGCACGUCCUGCGUGGCCUGCCCAGGUCUUCGCCCUACAGCGUCCGCGUGGAGGCACACAACCGGCUUGGUCAGGCGAACGUCUUGGCCAGAGAAAUUGUAGUUCCGAAGAAUGAGAAAGCGAAGCUCGUGGAUAUUAUGGAUGCGCUUCUUGCGUACUUUUAAGGGGCAUUCAGAAGCACAUCGUAAAUGCAUGCAUCGUUUCUUUGCAUGGUGAGGUGCCGUACACGCUCAUCUUUACUGCAUCCAUCAAGUUCUUUGUAUUUUGAGUGAGAUCCCCCGGUGUAGGGUAGCCAACCGGACGUUAUUCUGGUUAACCUCCCUGCCUUCUACUUUUUUCUUUCCUCCUCCUCCCGAGUGGUCACUCUCGCCCUGUCCCCACAUUCUAACAUUCGCUUAAUUUGCACAUCGUUUGUGUGCUGAGCGAUAAGAAAUAAAUGUGUGGGAUAAGGUUUACUGUAUUCCUUCAAUUUCCCAAUUACGGUCAGUUGCUCAUAGCUGAUGAUGCUCAAAUAUGCCACAUGGAAAGUCGAAGCUGCCUGGCAAAGGCAACGAAUUUCUAGAAGGAAGUAAAUUAAACGAACUUUACGAGCUAUUUAAUCUUUGGUGCACAGACGGCUGUCAUAUUAGGUGUUGGAUUGUUAGUCGGAGCACUUUCAUAUUACUCCGUUCAUAUACGUCAUGUUAGGGUGCAAUAAUUGGUCAAAACAGCAAUAAUGUUUGUUGAUGUCUCCUGCAUAAACAACAAAAGAGCACUAACAGCAUAGUUUAUUUUUUUAGCUUUCCCUGCUCUGAAAUAACAGU
Dermacentor andersoni is the source of this 5374-nucleotide messenger RNA. Its product is annotated as neuroglian-like. Gene Ontology annotation, molecular function: cell-cell adhesion mediator activity; cytokine receptor activity. The record is from RefSeq and is a predicted model, not a curated record. Lineage: Eukaryota; Metazoa; Arthropoda; Arachnida; Ixodida; Ixodidae. Gene Ontology annotation, biological process: axon guidance; cell-cell adhesion; brain development. Gene Ontology annotation, cellular component: axon; plasma membrane.